Messenger RNA from Xiphophorus couchianus (Monterrey platyfish), 3433 nucleotides. RefSeq names its product DNA topoisomerase Ib (gene top1b). Gene Ontology annotation, molecular function: DNA topoisomerase type I (single strand cut, ATP-independent) activity; DNA binding. Gene Ontology annotation, cellular component: chromosome; nucleolus. Gene Ontology annotation, biological process: DNA topological change; DNA replication; chromosome segregation. The coding region runs from base 127 to 2436 and encodes 769 amino acids. The transcript is spliced from 21 exons. The record is from RefSeq and is a predicted model, not a curated record. NCBI's taxonomy places the organism in Eukaryota, Metazoa, Chordata, Actinopteri, Cyprinodontiformes, Poeciliidae.
UGCGCAGUUGACAAACAUUGGGACUCCAUUCCAGGCUGUCAGUGAGGGUUCCCUGAACCUCGCAUCCUGGACUGUCGUCCUCUCAGUGAUAACUUUAUCUGCUCUCCAAACAAAAACAACUUGACCAUGAGUGGGGAUCAUGGACGCGGAGACUCUCAGGUCAACUCUGGAUCUAAAGGAAGUGACUCUCACAAACAUAAAGACAAGCACAAAGAAAAGGAGCACAAACACAAAGAUCACAAGAAAGACAAGGAAAGAGAGAAAAUAAAGCACAGCAACAGCGAACAUAAGGAGUACUCUGAGAGAAAACACAAAGACAAAGAGAAGCCGAGGCACAGUGACGGUAGCACAAACAGACACAGAGAAAAACACAAAGACAAGGACAAAGAGAAGAGGAAAGAGGAUAAGAGUUUAUCAUCCCAUCCUGACAAACCUAAAAAGGAGAAGGAAAAUGGAUAUGUGAGAGAGAGAAGUCCCACUGCCAUUAAAAGCGAGCCGGAAGAUGACAAUGGCUUCUAUCCGUCUCCCAAACACAACAAGGCCCCCAAACGUGAGAAGGAUGAUGAUGAGGAGGAGUUUGAAUACAAGCCUAAGAAAGUCAAGGUAGAGCACGAUAAGAAGGCCAAGAAGAGGAAACAUGAGUAUGAAGAUGACGAAGAGGAGGAGGAUACUAAGCACAAAAAGAAGACGAAAGACAAGAAAGCAACAGAGGGAAAGAAAGGCAAAAAAGAGGAAGAGGAGAAAUGGAAAUGGUGGGAGGAGGAGAGGUAUACUGACGGCUCUAAAUGGCGCUUUCUUGAACACAAGGGCCCAGUCUUCGCUCCACCUUAUGAGCCUUUGCCCAACAAAGUCAAAUUCUACUAUGAUGGUAAGCAAAUGAAGCUUAGUGCUCCCGCUGAGGAAGUGGCCACCUUCUUUGCCAAGAUGUUAGAUCAUGAGUACACCACUAAAGACAUCUUUAGGAAGAACUUCUAUAAAGACUGGAGGAAGGAAAUGACAUCAGAAGAGAAGUCAAUAAUCACAGAUCUGAACAAGUGUGAAUUCAGAGAAAUGAGUGAGUACUUCAAAGCCCAAUCAGAGGCUCGCAAACAGAUGUCCAAGGAGGAGAAACAGAAAAUCAAAGAGGAAAAUGAGCGGAUCCUUCAGGAGUAUGGUUUCUGCAUCAUGGACAAUCACAAGGAAAGGAUUGGAAACUUUCGCAUCGAGCCGCCGGGUUUGUUCCGAGGACGAGGCGACCAUCCAAAGAUGGGAAUGCUGAAACGACGCAUUAGACCCGAAGACAUCAUCAUCAACUGUAGCAAGGACUCCAAGCAACCCAAACCUCCACCAGGGACAAAGUGGAAGGAGGUUCGCCAUGACAACAAGGUGACCUGGUUAGUAUCCUGGACAGAGAACAUCCAGGGCUCCAUCAAGUACAUCAUGUUGAACCCGAGCUCCAGAAUCAAGGGGGAGAAGGACUGGCAGAAGUAUGAGACUGCCAGGCGUUUAAAAAAGUGCGUGGAUCGGAUUCGUACUCAGUACAGAGACGACUGGAAGUCAAAAGAGAUGAGGAUCCGGCAGAGGGCCGUUGCACUGUAUUUUAUUGACAAGCUGGCUCUGAGGGCAGGGAAUGAGAAGGAGGAAGGUGAGACGGCAGACACGGUCGGCUGCUGCUCGCUGAGGGUGGAGCACAUCAAGUUGUAUCCCAAGUUGGACGAGCAGGAGUAUGUGGUGGAGUUCGACUUUUUGGGAAAAGACUCCAUCCGCUACUACAAUAAGAUCCCAGUGGAGAAGCGGGUCUUUAAAAACCUUCAGUUGUUUCUGGAGAACAAGCAGCCAGAGGACGACCUCUUUGACAGAUUGAAUACUUCCAUCCUCAACAAGCACUUACAGGAGCUGAUGGAUGGACUGACAGCCAAAGUUUUCCGUACCUACAAUGCCUCAAUCACCCUGCAGCAGCAGCUCAAAGAACUUACCUGCCCUGAAGACAGUAUCCCAGCUAAGAUCCUGUCAUACAACCGAGCUAACAGAGCUGUAGCCAUUCUGUGUAACCACCAGAGAGCUCCGCCCAAAACAUUUGAGAAGUCCAUGCAGAAUCUUCAGACCAAGAUUGACGAGAAACAAAAGCAGCUGUCUGCAGCCAGGAAGCAGCUGAAGGCCGCCAAGGCCGAUCACAAGGCCUCACAUGAUGAAAAGAGUAGAAAGACUGUAGAGGUGAAGCGUAAAGCCGUGCAGAGGAUAGAGGAGCAGCUCAUGAAACUCCAGGUACAAGCCACGGACAGAGAGGAGAACAAGCAGAUUGCUCUGGGCACCUCCAAGCUCAACUACCUGGAUCCACGCAUCUCUGUUGCCUGGUGCAAGAAGUGGAGCAUUCCAAUUGAGAAGAUCUACAACAAGACCCAGAGGGAAAAGUUUGCCUGGGCGAUCGACAUGGCCGAAAAGGAUUAUGAAUUUUAACUGCACUUAGUAUUUUUAUUUGAACAUUUCUACUCAAGCCUUUGAUUGUACAGAUGGUUUGUCGCCGAUGUGAAACGAUUCCACUGUGCGAUGGCUGUGGGACGAAGCCAGGACGGCACCCAAGCUGUGAUCACAGACAGGUUUAAUAAUCAUGCUGUAAAUAUCGACCGGUUGUGUACAGGCGAAAAUCAACUCUUGAAAGAUUUCACCAUGUUGCCCCAUACGUCAUCUCUCCUUAGAAACAUUAUGAUAUUGUGUAUGUAGCUGCAGCUCUUUGACCGUAUUCCCGCAACCAUGAUCACGUUAAGUAUUAAGUUGUGUCCGAUUAAAUGUUCUGAGAUGCUAAGCCAUCUGAUCUAUGGAAUAAUAAUUCUGAUAGAAUAAUAAAUUAUUAUGUUUUUUCACUAACAUAAGAGAUUAUGAUGGUUUUGACGAAUGUUUAGGUGGUGUUUAAAUUAAGCUGGACAAAGCAGCGACGGCGAGGAACUAAACUCUAGCACUAUGCUAACACACAUUAGCACACAGAAUGUCAAGUUUUAUCCAUGCUGUUUAUUUCAGGGAUGUACAUAUUGUCAUUGUUUUGUUUUGUUUUGAAGCGUGUGCUGUAUGCAUCCUCAACAAAAAGCCCUUAUUGCAAAUCUUUAGUGUGUGUGUUUUUCCUCAGUCUUACAGUGAGCAAGGCCUAACGGUGAUUUCGGUUACUUAAAAUGCCUGAAGCAUUAUGUUUUUGUGUGCCAGAGCUCAAAGAGACUGUUCCCUCUGACAGAAGGGUCUGGAUUUUUGCCAAAAAUGAUCACAUCAUUUAUCCUUGUAGGUGUGCUGUUUUUGUAAUGCCAUAAUAGAGCAGGACAUGUCUUUGAGAAAUCUUCUAAUGUGAAUGAACAGCUUUUGUCAUGAAUAUUUCUUGUUAUUUGAUCACUUAUCACACAAUCCCACGCUGAUUUGAAAGCUUGUUGUUUAGAGCUUUGUAGUUUUCAGAAUAAAACAUCAACCUUGU